Hydractinia symbiolongicarpus is the source of this 7821-nucleotide messenger RNA. RefSeq lists its product as uncharacterized. The transcript has 2 exons. NCBI's taxonomy places the organism in Eukaryota, Metazoa, Cnidaria, Hydrozoa, Anthoathecata, Hydractiniidae. The record is from RefSeq and is a predicted model, not a curated record. Bases 4727 to 5272 code for a protein of 181 amino acids.
AUAUCCUAAUCGAACGCGUGCAUAUAAUACUAUAACUUAUUCUCAACAAGUUAGCAUUUUUUCAAAGACACAACAUUUUAUUUUUAUCAUGCCCAGAAAUUCAGCCUCACCCAUCCGAAAAUCAAGGCUGCAUGUAAAUGCGAUCCCCACAACAGAGAAAGUGAAAUUCAAAAUAAGAAGGUAUUGUCUUGUACUUGUAAUUUUAAUCUUAGAAUCUGUAUACUGUAUACUGUAUGUAGACUUUAUAGCUUAGUUCAUUAGAAUAUAUUUUGAUUUCGAAAGUUUAUGUUCUAAGCUGCUAGCUAGCUGCUCUUCCAGAAAAUGCAGGACAGCCACAUCAACUUCACAUUUAGGAAGCGAUUUUUUAUAUUUCCAAUACCCUGUAUCGCAGCAUAAUUUAGGCAUACGGGAGAAAGGUAAAUUUUUCCCCUGGUCUCAUUAUCAUUUCAUGUUAGCUUAGUUUUGCAUGGAUUUAAAUAAUGACCUGCUCUAGUAGUUAGGGUUAGUUAAAAACAUAAAUUCUACUUCAUAUGUUGCUACCAUAUUUUCAAACAUUUAAAGGGAAACUGCAAUAACUAUCAAGUUAUUAUUUUUUGUUAAAUACGAAAAGCAUAACAAAAUAAAAACAAUUUCUUAGAUUAGUGGUUAUAGCUCUCGUACUCUGUGCGGGAGACCGGGGUUUGAUUCCUCUUGGCGGCGAUUCAACAUGGGCGAGUGAAUGUUACCAUAGCCCCGGGUUAACCCAAGCCAUGUGAGGGAAAUUAGGGAGAUGACACACUGUGUGGGCCGUUGGAUGUUGCCGGGAGUUGUCUAGUAGAGCAUGGGCCCUAAUUGGAUCUGUGUAGCUCAAAAUGAGCAUUAAAUACUCUAUGACUCUCCAUCUAAGCCAUGGCUCCUCCUGAAAAUAAUAGACAGGGUAUAUCCCUCGAUAUUUGUGAGGCUAGCCAUGUAAAUAAUGCACAUCUAUCUAUCUAUCUUUGUUUUUCCUAUUUACCUUCACAACUUUCUCUUAAAAAAACACCAGCCAGGGUCAAUUUUAUUCAAGGCUUAAAUACAUGGUAAGGUUAAACGGACUGUUUAGAUGUAAGAAAAAACCUAUAAGUUUAGUUGCUGGUAAUACACCUGUCUACACGUUAAGAUGAAAUGUUCAAGUUUUUUUAACACUAGUACUGGUUUUGAUUAGAAACCGAAAAAUAUGCUCAAAUCUUUAGUUUAAACAAUAGCUCAUUAAUCAUUCUGUUAAUUUUAAUAAACAAAACUUAGCAAAAGUUAAACAUGUCCAACUUUUAAAAAAACUUAUAAAACUGAAAAAAGUUGUUACAUCUUUCCUGUUUACACAGUAAGUUUUUUUAUCUUACAUUGAAACGGUCCGUUUAAACUUACUGUGUAUUUUAGCCUUUAGGACCUUAAUGUAAACUUUUAGGAUUAAAAUAGGUAACCACCAAUUUUCACACAACAACCAGAUCACCAGAAGUAAAUGAGCAGUCUAUACAGAAGGGCCAGAGAACCGACAGCGAACGAACAGAGAAAGCAGAGGACUGACUGCAAAUGAACUUGAAACUCUGUACCGGAGAUCAGCCUUACUCUAAACAAGAAGGAAUAUAUUUCACGUUAACCUGCCAGGGUGUGAUCUUACAACUUUUCGCACUGAAGCAAACGCUGUACACUCUUUUUUAUAAGAACCAGUACAAUCUUGCUAUUUUAUUUUAUGAGCAUUUUUCAGGCAGAUUUGUUCAAAUUUUAUUCCAGGUAAUAAGAACACAAAUUAAAAAUUUAGCCUUGAGUGUUUAUAUGACAAAAAUGUUCAUGAAUGCAAUUUAGUCUUAUUUCUAGGUGAGAAAAUCGCAAGCAAAAAGGAUUAUAGAUUAAAAGGAUUACAAAAAGGCCCCAAGCAGUUUAGCAGGUCAGCCCCUGACUCAACCCAUGUUGCUUACUUUGUGUUUUUGUAUCAGUUUUGAAAUAAUCCCAUGCUCUUCGUCACAACGCAUUGUGCAUAUUUAGUGUGUGGUUGCUUUGCAAUGUUUUUAGUCUAAAUGAUGACAUCCGUUUGUUCUCCUUUCCCUACGUUUUUUUCUCUAAUAGUAUUAUUUUUUGGACUGCACUGUCACCAUACUGCUGGUUUUCUGGUCGUUCUGCAUAGACUGCUCAUUAGCUGCUGGUUCUCUGGUAGUUAAGCAACUGUGAUCUUUUAACUUUUAAAAAUAAAUCAACUGCAUCUUUGCAACAUCUUUACAUUGCCCCCUUGUGCUUAAAAAUAAAGAGUACAUGUAUGUCGUCCUGUGCUGCUUAAAAUAAAAAGUUCUGUGAAAGAUUGAUUGAUGAUGUUACUGACAUAUCUAAUUUCCAGGUCAACCAAAAUUUAGAAGAAUUGCUGAGCCAAUAUAAAGUUAUUCAAACACAAGUAAUACCAGUUUUUGAUCCUAGAUAAAUGCUAUAUACCCUGCUGACUGUUUUGUUUAUUUCAAAUUUGAUGUUUUUAUUUAUAUGCUUUGAACUGGCAGAAGAUUUUCAACUUGACAGAACAUAAUAUUGAACACUUAUUAAAGAGAAUGAGGAAAGCAAGUUUAAAACCAAAACGUUAGGAGACCUGGGACAAACAAACAAGUGUCAUUUUGGCAAAAAAUCUAUGUUAAUCAAUUCAUCUUUAUAAUAUCUAUGCAUUAAUAAUGUUUGAAUGCACAUCCCUUAACAGGUCUAAAGUUACAGAUGACACAAAAUGUCAAAAUUUGCUAUUACUUAAAUAUGACAUCAUAAUUUAUUCACCAUAAUUAAAUCUGAAAUUCUUGAAAUGUAAAUAUCUUGUUUUAAAUAUCUUAAACCGACUUGUUAACCAACUCUUUAAGCUCUAUAUUAUUUAUAUUUUAUACUUUAGGUAUAAAAUGAUUGGACUAUAUAUAAUUUUUUAUCACUAAAAAGUUUUAUCACUGAAAAUUUUAUGAUUUUCACCUUUUUAGCAAUUCUUCAUAGCUGGUUUAUAAAAUCUAAAAAAAAUAUAAAAAAUAGAGAAUAAUACGUCUGCAAAAACCAUGUCAGCAUUUUAUGUCAAUCAUUUACCUAGUUUAGUCAUUGUGUCAAGUUUUAUAGUUAGUGGCGUUUGUCCUUCCUUGAGUUCAAUAGGAAUGGUAAAAUUAACCAUCACUUUAAAACUAUACCCAGAAUAAAAGUAGGGUUAAAAAUUUAUCAACACAGAAAACUAUGAUUUGUUUUUUUUUCACUUUGAUUGAUUUUUUCACUUUCCCCAAACAUUGUUUACAUACUUAAUAUAUUAUAUAUUGCGUUAUGUGUAUUGUAGCUAUUAUUGUAUUGAAAAAAUUUUUAUAAAAAGUUUGAAACACUCAAGAAGGGAAAGAAAUAGAGAAGGGAAAUUUAAAUUCGAAAUGUUGUGGUUCCAAAAGAUAAAGAAAACAUUACAACAAAAAGAAAUAUAACAGUAAUUUUGCUACAUUAAACCUGCAAUGCAGAUGUUUAAAUGUGAAUAAUCUUCAGAACGAAAAGAGCUUUUUUAUAAAAAUAAAAAUCAUGUAAUCAACUUUUUAGGCUCUAUAUUAUAAGUCCAACGUCAUUUUAUAACUUGGAUUCCCUUUUACUAAGCAUCCUUGUUAUUUCUAUCCUCAUGUUUUUUCUAAUAUAAUCCAUUUAACGCUAACAGUCUGUAUGUGUUUGUGUUUUCCACUUUCUGCAAAAAUAUUAUAUUUGCGAAAUAGUUUUUGAAGUAUUAUAGUAUCCUUAAGGGAAGAAAUGAAUGUGAAAUUAGUGUUUCCAAAUUUUACUUGUAUUUGUGAACUUAAAUUUUGAUAUCGUGAAACAAGGGUCAUGUUAUUCCAUUCUUUUUUUUUUUUUUUUUUUUUUUUUUUUUUGCACUUUACUUCAUUUUUUGUAUUAAUUAAGGAAAAAGUUACACAAUUGAGGUUACUAUUUUAGUUGUAAUUGCUUUUAGUUUGGGCUUUUAUGUUUUAUUGUAACAAUUUGUGUAAUUAUUCUUUAUUUUUUUGUUUCACAUUUUUGUGGGAAUUUUUUACGCAAGGUUGAUGUGUCCACAGUAAUUUUACCAUAAUUUAACAAUGUAAGUAUGCAUGUAAGACAAAAAACAUUAUUCAAUGACAUGUUUAGUGCUUUUCUGGGUACUGGACUGUCAAAGAAGUCACGUCAAUGGGAGUUAGCAACUCAAGCUUUGCAGUGCUUCACACUACUGUAUAUUGAUAUGUGAUAUAUAUUUAUACUUUUUUGAUGUAUAAGGUGCCCGUAUCGUUACACUGGUACCAAACACCAACUGGCCAUUCGCUAACUAAUAAACACCUGUUUUAAAUAUUAGUAACUCUCUCUUCAUAUUCUGUUUCACUGAAAAACUACCUAAUGUGUUUUUAUACAUUGUUUGGUAAGGUAUUUCUGCUACAGAAAAAUCAGCCUAAAAUAGUUGGAUUUAUAUUUCUUCAUUUUACACACUGAUUCAUCAAACAUAAAAAAAUACAAAAAUGUAAAUUUACUUCAGCAUUUUUAUAGGUUCCCUCGUUGGACAUAAUUUCUAAAUUUCCAAUGAUUCAACAUAAUGUCUAUAAGUGCAUUCAUCUUUAUUAUUAUGUAUUACAUUUUUGUAUUACUAGCUUAAAAAAGUAAAAAUGAUACAGUUUAACAAUAUCAGUGUUAAGAAAGUUUUGAAGAUUCUGAUGCGGUUUUAAUUGUCGAAGGUGAAAGUAUACUUGGAUUUGCAUCACCUCUUUUUAAAGCCAUGUUGUCAUUAAACUUUAAAGAAGGAAGAGAGAAGGUGAUACAUCUUCCCGGAAAAAGCAGACUAUCGAUAUCGAUGCUAUUAAAUCUCAUUUAUCCGUCCAAUUUUAUAAAAAUAACAGAGUAUUCGUCUUGCAAAGGUCUACUUGAACUGGGACGAGAGUACGAUAUUAAAAGGAUAGCACCUCUAGUGGAUGAGUUUCUUCGUCACGACCUUGAAUGCUCUUUAAGUGCACUUAACCUGGCUGAUGAAUACAGUUUGACGAAAACAAAAAGAAAAUGCAUCCAUGAAUUUAUUAGUUUGUGUAAUAGUGGAUCUUUUGUUAACGAAUUUUGUGGCGACUGGAGCAAUAUUUCUGUUGAAUCAAAAUUUCUAAUAAUAUGUGGUAAGGUAAAAGCAUUGACAGAUAAAAGACAAACUUUUUGUAAGUAUUGUCAUAGAGCUUCAUCUUCCUGUAAUCAUUAUGCUACUGAUGUUGUUAGCAUAAAAGACAUUUUCUCGCUUAUAAGAAGCGUCCAAGAUUUGUCUAGCAGUUUGAGUGCAUAACUAUUUGUAUAGAAGCUAAUACUCACGUGACCUUUUUUAAAUUAAUAAAUUAAAUAAUUUUUUUAUUAAUGGACAAAUUUGGUCAUAAUAAAUGUUGCUAAUUUAUUUUUUGAAGAAGAAUUAUUUUAUACCACAAUCUUAUUCUGUGUUUUUACGGAUUUCGUUGCGAUUACAGCAGCCUGCGAAAUGAGAAUUUAUUUCUGCGAUUGACAGUUUACUGACAAUAGGCAGGCAGAUAUUGCUGGUCUAGCUUCUUUUUUGAGACGUGUCUUGUUUCUGCAAUACUGACACAUACUGGCAACCUUUAUGUAUUUAUCUAUUACCUUUAAUAGAUGUAGUUACUGGUUAAUUACCAGUUACGCUUGACAGGUAAAAGUUUUGUAAAUGGCAACCACGCUUUUCUAGAAGUGUUUACUAAAAUUUUCGAGCUUCUGAAAUAUUUUGACAAGAUACCAUACCCUUUAACCUAAGAUUAUUUUUUUAAUGUAAAUAAAUUGUUCCAGAAAAUGUUUGUGUGAUUCACAGAAUCGCAACUUGCACAAAUCAACAAUUUGUGCAAGCUGCACAAAAUAGCACAAAUCAACAAAUAUAAGUUAUUUUACGCAUUUUAAAUAUUGUCUUUCCCUUAAAAGCCUAUACAAAAAUAUGAAAAAGCCAUAGUUUCGAAAACAUCAAAUUUAAAUCUAGAGAAAUCAGUCAUUUCGGUUGGAUACCAUCCUGUCCCACAAAAAUUUGCCCAAAAUGUUAAAAUCAACCAGUUAAGAACACAAAAAUUUUCCUUUUUAGUUCCGUACUGACCUUUAACAACAAUUUUGAACCUAAAUGUCAAAAAAUCAAUGAGCAAAGAAUAAACUUAAUCAACAAAGAUCAUUAUUUUGGAAACAUUGUAUACGGUUCGUAAACAAAAGUUUACACACAAUGUAAAACAGAUCGGUUUUUAAGAAGCACAUCUAAAUCAACAAAAAUAAGUUCAUUCAACAUGUCGUAUAUUACCAUUACCCAUUAAUCUUCCACAAAAAGGUUAUGAAACACAUCAAAAUUUUAAAAAAUCAGUGAUUUCAGUGCAUACAGUCCUCGCAUUUAGAUUACAAAAUAUAAAAAACAAAAACAGUUUCCGUCAGAACAUUAAGUAUAUAUUUUUUUUAUCAUCAGCAAACAUUUAUCCCAACAAAAUUUUGUAAAAUUCUCAAGAAAAACAAAAACGUAAAACCAUGGAAUUUUCUUCCAGCAAAAAUUACAUCACAUACAGUUAGUUCUCCCAAACAAUAGUUGAUAAUACGAAAUAUAAAGACAAAGUUGUUUAUAUAGUUUGAAGAUGUAUUUAGUGUACGAAAAGCUUAACAAAUAAAUACUUUUUAACUUUCAAACUCGUUUUAUUUUUUACCUAAUUAGUAAAAUAUGGCAGUUAUAUAUUUUUGCCGAUAAAGACAUCAGCUUUACAACAGCUUACAGUGAAGUCUGAUUUACAAAGAUUUGUUCUUUUAGUGUAUAUAUUGCAUGUGGUUUAUUUCCACAAAAGUUUACACAAAAUUUAAAAAAACAGCAUUUUGCAACACAAACAAUAUGAACUGACAAACAUACCAUCCCCUUGUAAAUUUUUUAACCCGCCCAAGUCAUAAAUCCACGUAAAUUUCCAAUCGAAUGUAAAAAAUCCCUGUAAAAAAACUUGCAUUUUACAUGUAGGCUGACAAAAGUUUACCGGGAUGUCAGAAACAAAACAAUAAAAAUAACUUAACACACACACUUUAAAUUCUAUAAAAUUCGUUUCACUUGUCAUAUUGUGGUCCCCUUGUAAAGUUCACAGGUAAUGUGAAAAAUAUAUACUCUAUGGGCAUAACAAUGAGUCACACCAUCCUAUAAGUUCAAGAAAGAUUUUGUAGCUAGCUUGUUACAUCAUAAUUCGUGUUAAAAAAAGAAGAGAUAGGUUAGAGCUAGCUAAGAAGAUUGGGAUGGGAGCCUUAAAGCUAACAUUAGCUAUCAGAUAACAGUAGCUAAGACACUCAGUUAAAUAUACUUAAACUGGGGAGUCUUAACUGGGUCUACAGCUAGCUAUUCAUGCUUAGUAAAAGACAUUAUAAAGAGAAACAAUAGUAAUGUAAAACAAACCAAAGUUUUCUGUUUGUCCCGCAAAUUAGUUUGUUAGCCAGCGAAAAGCUUUAUCUAGCAUUUUGAAUUUUAGUACAAACCAUUAGUUACGCACCAGGGGAUACAUUAAUUAUGCAAAAAAAUUUUAAACAAAUAUGGCUAGCUUUUUUAUUUUUAAAAAAACGCGGUAAAAACUUUAUGAAUUUGGAGCUUUAAUGGAUUUUUUUUUGAGAAUGCGUUUCUGCUUGACAAUUUUAAGUGUACUACAUAAAAAAGUAACAUGCAGCCUCGGCGACAUAAAAGCGGAACGUCUAAAUAUAUCAAAGUUCUUACUUUUUCUGAAUCCACUUGAAACCGUAGCAUGCAUUCUCUACUUUUAACUUUACUUUACUACUUCCUAGCUCCACUCUUCACUUCCGAAGUAACUUCUUGUCGCUUUCAACUUUAUUUUUCUACUUCUACUU